This is a messenger RNA of Aspergillus steynii IBT 23096, 821 nucleotides long. RefSeq names its product putative nucleoside-diphosphate-sugar epimerase. Bases 56 to 790 code for a protein of 244 amino acids. The record is from RefSeq and is a predicted model, not a curated record. The transcript has 3 exons. Lineage: Eukaryota; Fungi; Ascomycota; Eurotiomycetes; Eurotiales; Aspergillaceae.
CAGACAUUGCAGUCCAAUCUCACCAGCCUCUAGAGCUGAAUAUCAGAACAAGAGAAUGAAAAUCCUCUUCGUCGGCGCCUCAGGCUCCAUCGGCAGCGAAGUCCUGCAGGAAUGUCUCUCAGACCCUCGCGUCAGCUCUGUCGUCGCUUUCGUGCGUCGACCGCUCCCUGAGAAGGUCUCCGCGCAUCCGAAGCUAGAGUGUGUUAUCGUGAAGGAUUUCGCGGAGUGGUCGGAGGAUGUGCUAUUGAAGCAUAAGGAUGCGAGGGGCAUGAUUUGGACGAUGGGAACAAAUACUGGCAGUAUGGCAGCUGAUUUGGAGUAUCCGCUUAUAUUUCUAGAGAGUAUGGGGAGGGUAUUGGAGGGUGAGAACGACGGCGAGGGUAAAGGCAGUAGGACGCAGCGAUUCCGAUACGUCCAUUUGAGUGGGAAAUUCGUGCGGCAGGAUCAAGAGGAGAAGUUAUGGUUUUUGGAGACGCCCAGGAAGAUCAAGGGCCUCCUUGAAACCCGCGCUCUUACCUUCGCGGAAUCCCACUCAAUCUGGCAGACUUUCAUCGUCAAGCCGGGCGGCGUGGUCCCUAGAAGUAUGUUUUCCGGGGGACUUUUGAAUAUGAUCACGCCGAUUGGGGCGCUAUUGGGUGAGAACUGGUCCGUCAAGGUGCAGGAGUUAGGGGCUUUUAUGACGCAUUUGGUGGUAGAUGGGGAUGGGGAAGAGAGCAUUACGGAGAAUGCAAGGAUUGUGAGGAAGGGGAGAGAGUUGUUGGAGGAGAGGAAGAGGGGAGGGAAUCAGUAGAUUGUAGAGGUAAAGUUACAGGGCUAGUCUG